AUGUGUAUGGAGGUCCCGCCCCCUCCUGCUGCUGCUCUUCCUUCUCCUCAUUUGCUGCUGCUGCAUCAGCGGCAGGCUGCUGCUCUUGCCGAGCAGCAGCAGCAGCAGCAGCAGCAGCAACAGCAGCAGCAGCAGCAGCAGCAGCAGCUGAUGCAUCCACAUAUGGAGCAGCACCCACGCUUUAGAGACGCAGCACUCUCACACUUGGGGGGGGGCGUGUAUGCAAACCUCAACAGGCAGCAGCUGCCAGCAGCAGCGCUUCACACAGAUCAGGAUAUUCUUAAGGUUCCCAGCAGCAGCAGCAGCAGCAGCAGCAGCAGCAGCAGCAGGUUGACGCAGAUGUACCUGGAGCAGCACAAGUCUGCUGCUGCUGCUUCACGCGGUGCUGCUGCUGCAGCAGAUGCAGCUCUCAGCAGCAGCAGCAGCAGCGGCAGGCCAUCUGCGGAGCGAAUGCUAGUGACCAGCUCUCAGCAGCAGCAGCAGCAGCGGCAGGCCAUCUGCGGAGCGAAUGCUAGUGACGCCUGCAGCAGCAGCAGCAGCAGCAGCAGCAGCAGCAGCAGCAGCAGCAGCAAAUACACUUUUAGAUAG
Eimeria mitis is the source of this 588-nucleotide messenger RNA. RefSeq lists its product as uncharacterized. Bases 1 to 588 code for a protein of 195 amino acids. NCBI's taxonomy places the organism in Eukaryota, Apicomplexa, Conoidasida, Eucoccidiorida, Eimeriidae. The record is from RefSeq and is a predicted model, not a curated record. The transcript is spliced from 3 exons.